AUGGCUCAGCUCACUCCCCACCUCCCCCAAGGCUUCCUGAGCCGGAGGCUAAAAAGCUCCAUCAAACGCACGAAGUCACAACCCAAACUUGACCGGACCAGCAGCUUUCGCCAGAUCCUGCCUCGCUUCCGAAGUGCUGACCAUGACCGGGCCCGGCUGAUGCAGAGCUUCAAGGAGUCACACUCGCACGAGUCUUUGCUGAGCCCUAGCAGUGCGGCCGAGGCCUUGGAGCUCAACUUGGAUGAAGAUUCCAUUAUCAAGCCAGUGCAUAGCUCCAUCCUGGGCCAGGAGUUCUGUUUUGAGGUAACAACGUCUUCAGGGACAAAAUGUUUUGCCUGUCGUUCUGCCGCCGAGAGGGACAAAUGGAUCGAGAACCUACAACGGGCAGUAAAACCCAACAAGGACAACAGCCGACGGGUGGACAAUGUGUUGAAGCUCUGGAUCAUAGAGGCUCGGGAGCUACCCCCCAAGAAGCGGUACUACUGCGAGCUCUGCCUGGAUGAUAUGCUGUAUGCCCGCACCACCUCCAAGCCCCGGUCGGCCUCGGGGGACACCGUCUUCUGGGGCGAGCACUUUGAGUUUAACAACCUACCGGCUGUCCGCGCCCUGCGGCUACAUCUGUACCGUGACUCAGACAAAAAGCGCAAGAAGGACAAGGCGGGCUACGUUGGCCUGGUGACUGUGCCCGUGGCCACCCUAGCUGGGCGCCACUUCACAGAGCAGUGGUACCCCGUGACCCUGCCGACAGGGGGCAAGGGCAAAGGAGGCUGCCCAGCUGUGCGGCUGAAAGCACGCUACCAGACGAUGAGUAUCCUGCCCAUGGAGCUGUAUAAGGAGUUUGCAGAGUACGUCACCAACCACUACCGGAUGCUGUGUGCCGUAUUGGAGCCCGCCCUGAAUGUCAAGGGCAAGGAGGAGGUUGCCAGUGCACUGGUUCACAUUCUGCAGAGUACGGGCAAGGCCAAGGACUUCCUUUCAGACAUGGCCAUGUCCGAGGUAGACCGGUUCAUGGAACGGGAGCACCUCAUAUUCCGCGAGAACACGCUCGCCACUAAAGCCAUAGAAGAGUACAUGAGACUGAUUGGUCAGAAAUACCUCAAGGAUGCCAUCGGGGAAUUCAUCCGUGCUCUGUAUGAGUCAGAGGAGAACUGCGAGGUGGACCCUAUCAAGUGCACGGCGUCCAGCCUGGCAGAGCACCAGGCCAACCUGCGGAUGUGCUGUGAGUUGGCCCUGUGCAAGGUGGUCAACUCCCACUGGUGA
Puma concolor (puma) is the source of this 1260-nucleotide messenger RNA. The record is from RefSeq and is a predicted model, not a curated record. NCBI's taxonomy places the organism in Eukaryota, Metazoa, Chordata, Mammalia, Carnivora, Felidae.